This is a messenger RNA of Lineus longissimus, 1394 nucleotides long. RefSeq names its product ketimine reductase mu-crystallin-like. Gene Ontology annotation, cellular component: cytoplasm. Bases 233 to 1189 code for a protein of 318 amino acids. The record is from RefSeq and is a predicted model, not a curated record. Gene Ontology annotation, molecular function: thyroid hormone binding. Gene Ontology annotation, biological process: thyroid hormone metabolic process. The transcript has 7 exons. NCBI's taxonomy places the organism in Eukaryota, Metazoa, Nemertea, Pilidiophora, Heteronemertea, Lineidae.
UAAAAAAAACCUUCUGCAUGCACGACACGUAUUGAAAUCGCGGUGAUUUUAUGCGAUGAUUGUCUCUCGUAGUCUAUGUCAAGUGUCAGCUAGUAUAAAUUUGGGUUAUAGAAGCUGCCUGACGCCGACAUCGUUUCUUAAAAACCGUGUAUUUUGCACAAAACCGCGUGUUUAUACAACUUCUCUUGACAAAUAAAAAAUUAGGUCGCCAAAUCACGUGAUUUCCCUGAAAAUGGCCUCCAAACAUUCGGCUGCUAGCAAAAUGCCAAUAUUUAUUGGCCCUGAAGAAUGUGAAAAGUAUCUCGAUUUGCAAGAAUUAUAUCGAACUUUAGAAGGUGCCUUUGGUAGUUACUCCCGAGGAACGACUGGUGGUAUCAUUCAACCUGUCAGGACAGUUUUGCCAGUCGAAAAAUACGAAGGGUUUUAUGGAGUAAUGCCAGUAUUUAGUGAAAAGGAUAAUGCUUUGGGGACUAAACUUGUUUCAUUCUACUCAAAGAACACAGACAUUGCAACUCAUCAAGCUGUUAUUGUCCUCAAUAAUGCAUCAGAUGGAAGUGUUAAGGCUAUUUUGGAUGGUGGUGUGAUAACUGACAUAAGAACUGCAAUGUCUUCAGCUGUGGCUACUAAAGUCUUGAAGAAAUCUUCAUCUCCAAUGACGUUGGCUAUCCUUGGAGCUGGGGCGCAGGCUAUAAGUCAUCAUAAGGUUUUCAGUAAACUUUUUGACUUAUCAGAGGUUCGUAUUUGGAGCCGAACAUUUUCUAAAGUUGAGCAGCUGUCAGCCCAGCUUGGAGCUAAGCCAUGCAGAUCAGCAGAAGAAGCUGUGAAGGAUGCCGACGUCAUUGUCACAGCAACAAUGUCAAAAACACCUAUCCUGAUGGCUGAGUGGGUAAAAUCUGGUGCUCAUAUCAACAGCGUUGGUGCUUGCCGGCCAGACUGGCACGAGGUGGACCCUAUUCUAAUGAGAAAGGCUUCAGUGUUCUGCGAUAGUAGGGAAGCAGCAGCGAAAGAAUCGGGGGAUAUUAUACUGGCUGAGGCGGAUAUCUAUGCCGAAAUUGGAGAAAUAUUGAAUGGUACAAUUUCGCAUGUUGGCCCAGAUAAGACAACAGUCUUCAAGUCGUUAGGAAUGGCGAUAGAAGAUAUAGUGUCUGCCAAGCUCGUCUAUGACAACUACAUCAAAGAAAAUGCAUGAAGUGUUUCUUUUUUGCAAAAUAACAAUUCAUUGAAAAAACUCAUAUGUCAAAUUCAAAUGCUCCUGCAAGAGCUUGAUGUAUAUGUAGAACAUAUUACUUCAACCUAAUGUACCCAUCUAAGGGAAAAGGGGGUCAAGAAUUUGGGCAGUUUACUGGAAUGUUAAGAAUAUUGUAAGUAUCUUUGACGAGAGAUUAUACUGAAUC